Salarias fasciatus (jewelled blenny) is the source of this 5463-nucleotide messenger RNA. RefSeq names its product family with sequence similarity 83 member Hb (gene sack1hb). Gene Ontology annotation, biological process: positive regulation of cell migration; signal transduction; protein localization to cytoskeleton. Gene Ontology annotation, cellular component: keratin filament. The transcript is spliced from 8 exons. Bases 207 to 3860 code for a protein of 1217 amino acids. Lineage: Eukaryota; Metazoa; Chordata; Actinopteri; Blenniiformes; Blenniidae. The record is from RefSeq and is a predicted model, not a curated record. Gene Ontology annotation, molecular function: protein kinase binding; keratin filament binding.
UCGCACGUCCUGGAGAGGGGGGGCCGGGGGGGGCGGGGAGGGGAUCCGGGUGUUUCUCGCUCCUGUCCGGUUUGAGGAAUGCGGCGGACGCACGGAGGAGAGUGACACCAGCCGACGGUAGCGAGGAGAGGAGGCGAGCUGCAGCGGAGCGCAGAGAUUGACUCGUCUUUUCCCACCUUGACCUUUGAACCCCCACAUCUUCAGCCAUGCCGAACCGAUCUCAGAGUUCAUCGAUUGGGGAAAACCCUCUCGACCCAAACUACCUGCCCCCGCAUUACCGGGAAGAGUACCGGCUUGCUAUUGACGCUCUGAUAGAAAACGACAUCCAGGGCUACCAUGAAUUCCUCAAGGGUGCAGACGUCGUCAGCUUCCUGGCAGACCCGGAAAUCGACUACAUCAAGUCCACGAUCCAGAUGCCCACCCAGACCUCCAACGUCCCCGAGCUGACGUACCAUGAGGGAGGUUUUGAUGCAGACGGCUCCUCCGACACCUACUGGCCGAUGCAGUCUGACGUGCCCGCCCCGGGCCUGGACCUGGGCUGGCCGAUGGCCCAGCACAGCUUUGCUGGGCCCACAGAGGUCACGACUCUGGUCAACCCCUCUGAUCCCGACAUGCCCAGCAUCAAGGAGCAGGCCAGGAGGCUCAUCAAGAGUGCACGUCAAGUCAUUGCCUUGGUGAUGGACAUAUUCACAGACGUUGAUAUUUUUGCCGACCUCUUGGAUGCGGCCGCACGCCACGUUCCCGUUUACAUCUUGCUGGACGAGAAGGAAGUUCAUCACUUCAUCUCUAUGGUCAUCAACUGUAGAGUCAACUUGGAGUUAGUUCAGAUGAUGCGCGUGAGGACUGUAGCAGGAAUAACCUAUUACUCGCGGACCGGGAAAUCAUUCAAGGGUCAAGUCAAAGAUCGUUUCCUCCUGUCUGACUGCAGAGCCGUGCUCAGUGGGAACUACAGCUUCAUGUGGUCUUAUGAGAAGAUCCACCGCUGCAUCGCUCACCUCUUCCUCGGGGAGCUGGUUGCCACCUUCGACGAGGAGUUUCGCAUACUUUUCGCUCAGUCAGAGCCUCUGGUCAUCGAUCCAUCCAGUGGAGCACUGGUUUCCUCUGACAACACCGGCGGUUUCUUGGGCCCCCAGUUUGGCUUGAAGAGGACUCAGUCUUUGCGAAACCCCAUAGGUUACAGAAGGCCAGAGAUUACCCCUGCUUUCCCCUUUGGAGACCCCGAUCGCAACUCGGCGCUUCCCUUCCGGAGGAGUGACCCAUUCCGUCACACCAUUGAACCCGGAGCGGGAAUUACAAUUGGGAAGUAUUCGCAGCAACAGUUUCGUUUGCAGCAGUCGUUCUUCGAACAGGGGAGGUCCAUCGUAUCCAGGCAGAUGGAGAUGAGCGGCUACAAGAGGCACAGCUAUGCAGAGGGAACGCAGGAAAGCUACUCAUCCUCGAGGCAAUACAUGAAACACAGGGUCAUGAACAAUCUGGACGAGACAGACUUUCAAAGGGAACAAAUUCAAAGUAGCCAUUUCUACACUGAAGGGCCGGGACCAGGCUCUGGCCAUGGGCACUACGACAGGCUUCGAGGGCGUCCACACCUCGCCAUAGACCAGUAUUCAGAGUCAAGCUUCCGCUCAGAUCAGGAGACCCCUGGAAGCUUUGGCAGAGACUACUUUUCGUCUGAAGACCUGAGAGGAUCUGAAGGGCACCACGGACCUCCGGUGGCUGGAAGAUAUGGAGGAGGAGCUUCACAAAAGAGACCAACCAUAGGACAGGCGUAUGCCUGCCAGAACUCACCCACACAACUUCACCCACCAGAGAGGAAGUACUUCCACAAGCAAUCUGAUCAAGAACAGGAUGAAGAUCCAAGUGUAAAGCAAGGCCUGCGGAACUGGAGAAUCCACUCGUAUCUCAGCACUUAUGAGGACGGUGCAGAGGAAGGCUUGAAUCAACCGAUAGGGCCUGAUGCAUUCGAUGAUCCUUCAGCACCUCAGCAACCAGCUGCAGCUGAGAGUUCAGUUCCACGUUUUGGAGGGAAGGAGCCACAAAUUGCUUCGUCCAAACCCAGACCAGAUAUUUUGAAACCACGCUUUGGGAAACCCCAGUUACCUGAAACCAGCAAUAAAGAUUCUGUCCUGCCAACAGCCAAGGGUCUGCUGCCCUCACUCAGUGACUUGAGGCCAUCUGCACUUGAUAAACGGGAAAGGGAACUGGAAAAAGAGAGAGAGACAGAAAAGGCUGCAACAAAGGAAGAGGAAGAGGACAGUAAAGAAACCACAGAUCGCUUUCUGUCCAAACACGAAUCGUUUCGCUCACGUGUCAACCCACUCCUUCAACGUAGCUCCCGUUUACGUUCGUCUCUAAUCUUCGCGUCCUCCAAGGAGAUACACAACAGCAGCGUAGCCCUCAAACCAGCCACAGAGGAGGAUGACGAGUUAGACAAAGUACGAACCUCCUCAAUUGUGACUCAGAUCCUUGAAAAGAGGAAGCUAAAGACUCGAGAGCCUUUUGACUGGCGAAAGAAAGACGAGGAGAAAGACAAAACAGAAGACAAAGAAACCGAGAAAGAAGAAAAGGAGACUAAGGAAGAGGUGAAGCAACAAGAGACAAAGGUAAAAGAAAUGCAGCUUAAAUAUGAGAGCAAAGCAAAAGAGCUUCAAAAGCCCCAUGAAGAAGUAAAGUCAAAGCCAACUGUGGAGAAAUCUGAAGUCCCCGAACCAAAGUCUUUGAAUAUGAAUGAUCCAGCAAAUCGACUGCAGUAUUUCAAAGACCUCGCUGCAAGAAGACAUGCCUCAAGAAUGGAGACAGAGUUAUCCACAAAAGUCCCAGAGCCAGAUGAAAAAAAGCCUGAUCUUUCUCAAAAGCCCCCGAUCAACACCUCUACAGCUCCAAAGACCAGUACUGCAAGUUCAGAAGAACAUGCUCCAAAAAAGUCAGAGAUCUCAAACAAACUGGCAGAGCUCACUCGUAAAGCUUCAUUUAGUUCAGGUAAGGCUUCAAUAGUCACUGCCAGGCCAUUUUUGACCUCCACGAAGUCUUCAGACGCUUCGCCACCUCAAAAAGAGGAGAGCACAUCGGAGAGCCAAAAGAAAGAUGUACUCAAGUCUUUAAAGCCUGUUCCUUCACCGAAGCUCUUCAGAAGAGACCCGGUGAAACUGAGGCCGCUGAACCCUCGCCGCAUCUCCUGCGACGAAGAGAUUCUGACCACCGACGCCACAGACGCAGAGAAGAGCGAACUGAAGAAGAGUCGUUCUUUGUCUUCAUCGACUUUGUUACACGACGAGGGUAGAGAAGGACUCCGAAAGGUGAUGGGGUCUAACACAUCCAUCAACACUAUCGGUGAAGGAAAGGGUGACGGCAAAACGCUGGAGUUUCUGAAGAAGCAGACUCAGAGGCUGAAGGGAUUCUUAGGGCCCAAAGACAAGGACAGGAAAGCCUCUGUCGAUGGAGGCAUGAGCACAGUCGUGGAGGUCUCUGCCGAUUCAAGCAAAAAACCGAGCUCCACAGCGGGAGAAGUGGCACCCACCGCUGCCGAUCCAACCACGACCAACCACAAAACGUCCGUCACAAACCGGUACCAGCCCCAGGGCAGCUCCGUUUUGUUCAGCAGCAACUUACGAGAUGACACCAAAGUCAUUCUGGGGCAAAUCUCAGCAAACAGCCAGAAGAACCGUCAGGAGCGAGAAGAAACGGGAGGCGACAAAGAAAGCACGGCGGGAAGCCAGGACAAACAGAACUCCUUGAAAAGGAAUCGAUUCCUCCGACCAGCGGGCAAUCUCCAGGAGCGGGAGGGAUUACUGAAGAGGAUAGAGAGCCUGAGGAAGGAGAAGAAGGUCUACAGUCGCUUUGAGAUGGGGAAUAAUCUGGGAUAAAGAAAGACGGAGCAGCGACCUUUUAUUUGGAAACUCUUAAUGCGAGAUGAUCAAAUGCACCCACUGCCCACAUGUGCCAACAGCAUAAUCGGACCCACCGCGGCAGUCGUUUCUGGAUUUUUGCAAGAAGUGAUGAAACUUGAAAAGACAAUUUAAAUAUACAUAUAUAUAUAUAUAUAUAAAAUACUGAAAAUAAACUAAAGUGAUUGAGUUUGGAAUGUGCCUGUUCGCCAAGACCUGGUACUGCUUUUUUUUCCUUUUAUGGUGACUGAGAGCAACAACAGCGAAUCCACUUGCAUGCUGGCUGCACGGGCUAAUGUUUCACCGAUGGCAGGGCAAAUCACCUGAAAUGAAAACUUGUACCAACGUGACUGAGGGAUUUGGAGAGAAAGACGUGUGCGCACUGCAGCUGGGGGAAGAGGAAUUGAUGCCAGUUGCAAAACUUGGUAGCACAGAGCCGCGUGUGUAGAUGAGAGUGUUUCUGUAAAUGUUGAUUUAGCUGGGAAACUGAAUUGAAGAAAGCGUCCUUAUGGAUUUUUUUUUUUUUUAUGUGUUGUUGAUAUCGGGGAAUGAUUUAAGUGAAAGGGUUAUUACUAUCCUACAAUAAUUGGCGCGAAAGAGAGAGAAUUAUGAGGAGUAGAGUGAAAUGAAGGGCGAAUGAAAGGUGAAUGUUCAAAGUAAAUCUAUAGGAUUAUAAGGAAUGAAGAAUUGGAAUCAGAAAGUUAGGAGAUGUGUUGUCUAAUCUCUGGUGUUUGUGUUGAAGCAGCAGCAUGACAGCUUCGAGAGAAUGCAAAAGCGGUUUUGAGCCAAUUCCUCAAAAGAACGAAAUGUACUUUUCCCUCAAGGCGUGGACCAACUUCUUCGUGUCGUCUGAGUGGCUUGUGACAAGUCUGUGUUUUAAAGUUAAUAAAGAAAUAAAAAAGCAUUUAGAGUUCUCCUUAAAUACAGUUGAAUAGGAAGUCUUACACUGCCCUUUUGCUUUCCCAAACUUUAAUUACACAUGACCUGUUCAGAUGUUAAAGGACAGAUAUAUAAAGCAGAGGUGGAGCAGUGCCAUGCCUCCUUACGUAAGCCACUUCAUUUGGAAGAGCUACGCCCUACGCUGGACUCCAGACUCCUUUGUUGGUCGAUAAGCAUUAUAAAACCAAAGACUUUUUCUACGCUACAGAUCUCACACUGCUUGACAGCUUGGCUUCAAAAUACAUUGUUUUUUUAGUGUUCAUUUGCAGAGUCCGUCAGAAAAAAAAAAUCGGUGCUCUCUCGUUAACACUUCAGGGGUUGCAUUGUUUUCUAUGCAGGAAUAUAUUGUAUAUAUUUAUAUUAAAAAAAAGUGGGGGGGGCUUGUUGAUAUUUUUAUUAACAAAUUAGAUUGUGAUUUAACUCGUGGCUCUUUACAGGUGUCGUCUUUUUUUCCCCCAUGUGCCUUGUGUUUGUAAUUAUUAAAACGUGAGUGUGAAAUCUUGGCUGUAAAAUCCAAAUGGCAUUAAUUAGGAUGGAUCAGAUGCACAGGGUCAUUGUUGUUCAACAUCAGAUAGUAUUACAUUGUAUUUGAGAUACUGCAGGAAACAACGACGAACUUUUAUUAAAUCUCUUUCAAACUGAA